GUGGCAGCGACUCCGGACCCAGGGCGGGAUGGACGCGCAGGACGGCGGGGCGCCCGAGCCCCCCGCCCGCGGCCCGGUGGCCGCCUGGUGGGACAUGGUGGAGCGGAACCUGCGAUCCUUUCCACACUCCUGUUCCACACUCAGAAGAAAAGUCGCUGCUCUGUAUGACAGCUUUACUAGUAAAUCUUUAAAAGAACACAUUUUCCCCCCUCUGAUGGAGAUGCUGAUUUAUUUAAAUUUUUUCAAAGCCCCAUUUCUUGUGGAUUUAAAGAAACCAGAGUUAAAGAUUCCGCACACAGUGAACGUCUACAUCAGAGCAGAAGCGAAGGUGAUUCUGGGAGUCUGGCACGUGGUCCCCAGCUGCCGGGGGGAAGACGCCAGGGGGAAGGACCACUGCUGGUACGAAGCAGCCCUUGGAGACGGGAACCCAAUUGUUGUUUAUCUUCACGGCAGUGCAGAGCACAGGGCAGCUCCUCACAGACUUAAGCUGGCAAAGGUGCUGAGCUACGGUGGCUUUCACGUCUUGUCAGUUGACUACCGAGGAUUUGGGGACUCCACAGGUAAGCCCACAGAGGAGGGACUGACCGUGGAUGCUGUUUGUGUCUAUGAGUGGGCCAAGGCGAGAAGUGGAGGCACCCCCGUGUGUCUGUGGGGCCACUCUCUGGGGACAGGAGUUGCGACAAAUGCUGCCAGAGUCCUGGAAGAGAAAGGAUGCCCAGUAGAUGCUAUUGUCUUGGAAGCUCCGUUCACCAACAUGUGGACUGCAAGUAUCAAUUACCCCUUGUUAAAGAUUUACCGGAAGCUUCCAGGAUUUCUCUGCACACUUAUGGAUGCCCUGAGAAAAGACAGAAUAGUCUUCCCUAACGAUGAAAAUGUUAAAUUCCUGUCUUCCCCUCUUCUCAUCUUACAUGGGGAGGAUGACAAGACCGUGCCCUUGGAGUAUGGGACAAAGCUCUAUGAGAUCGCCUACCAAGCGUACAGAAGCAAAGAGAGGGUCCAGAUGGUCAUCUUUCCUCCUGGCUUCAAGCACAACCUCCUUUGUGAAAACCCCACAUUCUUAAUAAGCGUGAGGGGCCAGCACAUUUCUUGGAAUAAAGGAGACCCCCAGUGCCUUUUCCAGGUGUUACACCCUUACCUCCUGGGACAUGCCUGCUACAUGGACACUGGAAAUACACACUUCUUUGCUCUAAUAAAAGAAGAAGGCAUGUUUUGUGGAAUAAAGGCCAUUUACAAGGAGCAAAAGUAGGUAUGAUAAUAGUGACCUUUUGCAAAAUUUUGGGGAAAACGUACUUGAGAAGAAAAUUUUUUUUGAGAUGAAUUACUGAGUUUCUUUUAAAGCUUACGUGCCACAGUAGUUAAAAGAAAGAAAAUCCUUAAACACUCUGGGGUAUAGUGAGUACCGCACAGUAUAAUUUCAAAGAUUUAACAUGGACAUCUUGUGUUGUUUGGGCAGGUUCCAGUGGGCUAGGCACUUAGCACGGAACUCUAGGUUAGUUGACUGGGAAAGGAAACUAACUAAUUAUUAAUUUUUUAUGAUUAUAAAAUACACAUUCCUUAUGGAAUACCAGCUUGUAUAAAAGAAAGUAAAAGUCACCAUUUACUUCCAGAAAUAAUUAGUUUUGCUGUGUUUUAUCACCUACGUUUCCUUUAUCUUUUUAGCCUCUUCUGUACAACUGAGGUCACAUGAGCCACAUAAUUCUAUCUCCUCUUCUUUCUUUUCAAGUAAUAUAAAUGAAUUCCCAUUAUAUAAAAUUGAUACAAAUAUAAUAUUAAUGGCUACAUGAAUAUUUUACUAUAGAUACAUAUCACAAUUUAUGAACCUGUCCUCCUUUUCUUAGGCAGAAUUAGCAUUUUUUUUUUCUUUUUUUUUGUGUGUGUGGUUUUUGGCCGGGGCUAGGUGUUUUUUUUUUUUUUGGCCGGGGCUGGGUUUGAACCCACAACAUCUGGCAUAUGGGACUGGCGCCCUACUCCUUGAGCCACAGGCGCCACCCAUUAAGAUGUAAAGUCUCCAUCCUUUCUUUUUUUUUUUUUUUUGGUUUUUGGCCGGGGCUGGGUUUGAACCCGCCACACCUCCGGCAUAUGGGACCGGCGCCCUACCCCUUGAGCCACAGGCGCCGCCCCCGGGGCUAGGUUUGAACCUGCCACCUCCGGCAUAUGGGACCGUGAGCCUACUCCUUGAGCCACAGGCGCCACCCCAGAAUUAGCAUUUGUGUGCCAGAUAUUUUAUAUAUUUUCAUAAUAAUUCUAUGAUGUUAGUAUCUCUACUUUGCAGAUGAGAACUGAGAGUCAGAGAAGUGAGGUCAUCUAAUUUAGGCAACACACCUCAUAAAGUGUGUUUCAAAUUAGAAAUUAGACACUAAAUUUCAACUAAUUAAUUUUCUACACCAUCCUGCCUCCCAGUCCUUAGCAAAGUUUGGAAGUUUAGAUUUCACUAUGGGGGUGAAAGAUUUCACUAUGUUCCUAAAAUUCUCCUUCCGGGCCUUUUUUUAGUCUGUUCUCUCACUAUAUGAAACCUUUUCUUGCUAUAGAGUGUGUCCAAGUACGGAGGGGGGAGGUCAAGGUGACACUAGACUUGGUCUCACUGGUCGUCUCCCUCCCUCUGGCACCCUGGCAUCAGCUGCAGCCUAGGUCCCCCCUUCCAAUCGCUGAGCACCAGCGUGGUCGAUCCAUCCUGUAAGUGUAGGAAGGGCUCAUAGAACUCAGGCUUUUUGGAAAUUGAAGCCUUAUUUCUUUGUCAAUGUUGUGUGUAUGACACAAAGACAGGGACAGAGUAAGCUUAAGUCACACCGUAUCUCGGAAAACUCUCCACACUAGGGCAGACUGUGGACUCAAGAGCUACUAGAGAUAAAAGAAACCAAUACCCAAGUAUCUGGUUUGGCCAUGCAAGGUAACACUAGUGGCGUUUGGAUGACUUGUGUUAAUUUCUCUGGAGCACUAUAAUUGUAUAUCUUAAAUAUGGGCCAGAUUUAUUUGACAUAACAGCAAGAUUGCCUGAUCUCAGCUUACGAAAACAAUUAGGACCCUUGGCUUAUGUAUCUUAUAAAACAGGAGCGUUACAAAAGCAAGACUUAGCAUAGAAGAGAAAACGGAGGGUGGACUUGGGAGUCUGGGGACACAGACUCACUGCCAGCAGUGUGUUCGCAGGUAACACCACUAUCAGGAAAUUGCGUUUUCUCACCUACAAAAUGGCAACGUGCUACCCGACCUCAGGGUUCUCAUGUGUCAGAGACGUGCUCCUCCGUGGUGCAUGGUGCAGAGUGCAGGUCACACGAUGCAGGUGUCCACGUGCUGGUGCUCAGUGAUACGUAUUUUCAGAGCCUUCCUGAGAGGCAGGCCUGUGCUAAAGUGCUGUGGGUCUGGUGGGGGGAUGCUGCCAGGCCCUCUGCUCUUUGGGAACAUGAAUUCCAGAGGGGAAAGAUGGACAGUUCUCACUGAUCUCAACCACAUGCCGGGGGUGGAGGGAGGGGGAGGACUUAAGUUAGAAGAACUUAAAUGGUAACAUUUUAAAAG
This is a messenger RNA of Nycticebus coucang (slow loris), 3510 nucleotides long. RefSeq names its product abhydrolase domain containing 12B (gene ABHD12B). The record is from RefSeq and is a predicted model, not a curated record. The coding region runs from base 29 to 1246 and encodes 405 amino acids. Gene Ontology annotation, cellular component: endoplasmic reticulum membrane. Lineage: Eukaryota; Metazoa; Chordata; Mammalia; Primates; Lorisidae. Gene Ontology annotation, molecular function: phosphatidylcholine lysophospholipase A1 activity; monoacylglycerol lipase activity. The transcript is spliced from 14 exons. Gene Ontology annotation, biological process: phosphatidylserine catabolic process; monoacylglycerol catabolic process.